Bradysia coprophila is the source of this 5072-nucleotide messenger RNA. RefSeq names its product Kv channel-interacting protein 4. The record is from RefSeq and is a predicted model, not a curated record. Gene Ontology annotation, molecular function: calcium ion binding. NCBI's taxonomy places the organism in Eukaryota, Metazoa, Arthropoda, Insecta, Diptera, Sciaridae.
CUCGCAUCGCGAUAAAUCACUCACUCUUAGCAUUCUUGUAUAUUAUUAUUUCAGUGAGAAGCAGCUGUGCGAAAAAAAUAUAAAACAAAAAUCCAGAAAAUUUUUAUGUGAGAAAAUUUCACCAGCAAAUCGCCACAUUUUCAACUAUUCUGCAGUCCUCGUCGUCACCCCGAGUACGUAUGACGCAGAAAAGAAAAAAAAGUUUAUCUGGACAUUAAAUUCAAAUAAUCGCGCUACUUCAAAUAAUUGAAAAGAAAUAUAAAUAUAAACUACACUGUUCGCCUAGCUAUUGAUAAACAGAUCUGUUUGUAACGAAGUAAGAAAAAAGAAGAGAUAUAAAGAAGUGUGUAAGUAAUAACGGCGUACACGUAUAAUUUGGUGAAUAUUGUAAACUAUGUGAUGAAAAGAACUGGGAAAAUAUAUAGUGAGAAAAAAGUGCAUAUUUUGAUAGGCCACACAUCGACUAAUCUUAACGAAAAACUUAAAUAUAUCGAAACUAAAGUGAAAAAUAGGUGAAUUAGAACUUUUACUGUGUGCAGUUCAGAAGACUUUUGCAGUUGUGACUUGAGUGUGAAUUUUUGAUUUGAACAAUAUUAACAAAAAAAAAUUGCCGCUAACUAAUCGUCCUCUGGAUUGAAAGCCUCAUAUAAUAUAAUGGUGUGUCAUGGAUUAACUGUUAAGAAGAUUUUUGGCCCCGCUUUCCAACCAGAUGAACAUAACAAAUAAAAAAACAAAAAAAUAUUUGGCACAUCCACCUCUUCACAUUUUAAUUCACUCUUCUAAUAACAUCAACAACAACAACUACAACCAAAUAAUCGUUUUGAUUCUAAUUAAUUAAAAAAGAUGUAAUAUACAACCAAAUUCAAUGCCAUCAUCGUAAUAAUUUCACAUCGACUUCAUUGUACAUACACGCUCUAAAAAGCAUCAACUCUCACAGUGUAACGUUGAUGCGUCUGUGCUAUCUUCAUCUGCUACACUAAAUAACAACUAUAGCUUGAUAUCGGCCGUACAUUUUACCGUAAACUAUAAAUACAACGGCCGAAAGAGAGUAGUUGUACGAACUAUCUGCUUGUGACCGGUAGACAAAUAUUUUCAUUUUUUUAUUUGUUUUACAAUUUGCGCCAUGAGUGCGUGAGGCUUUAUCAAAAUAUCGAAUCAAAUACGGAGCGGUUAAUUACGAAAAAGAAAUUCUACGUUCGUAACGAAGCAAGGAAUAGAGCAGGUGAAGAAGAAAAUUUUUGACAAACUACGAAGCUAAAAAAAGUUUGUUUUUCUUUGAAUGUGUUGCUGCGUUUCGUUUUUACGUGUAGACCGAAACGCUUACAUAGUAGAAAAUAUAUUUCCGGAAACAGUUUUGUAUACCAUGUGAUGCAGUGUGCUUUCUGGGAAGAACGAUAACGAAACCAAUAAACUAUCUUCGAAACAAAAGACACGAGAGAAACAUCCAUUUUAAUCGGAUUUUUAUUUUAUCGAUCAUUGUUCGGAUGUGCCAUUUUUCACAAAGUCAAGCUUUAACAAAAUAUCAACAAAAAACAACAACAACAACAAUAAAAGAGUGCAAAUUGUGUGUGAUGAAAAAGAGCUGAAGCAAUCGAUUUUUAUACAUUUUUUUUGCAGUGAAACUAAUGCAGUGAAUAGGGCUUUGAUACACAAUAGCACACACAUAUUGAAAUGCUAUUUUAAUUGAUAAAGAAUAAAAAAAAUGUAAAAUUCGUUUUCACUAAACGAACUUGUAUAAAUAGCAGACAUUCAAAAUAAUUGCCAGCACAAUAAAGCCAGAAAAAAAAAAAUUCGGCCAAUUUUGAAUAUCGAAAUAUGCGUUUCGGGCAAUGAAUAAUUUAAAAAUGAGAACAUAGUCUGGGCUCCUGCCAUUCCAGGGAGACCCAGCCGAAACAAAACUUUAUUAGAAAUGAAAAUAAAAUGGCUGGCCCGCAAGCACAACGACCCAUCUCUCAGCAUGAGGGUACCAGUGCAUCACGGGCACUACGACCAAUCGUUCAGGAUGUGGAGCAACAGCACGUUGAAAUUGCUGUGGACGAUGACGACGAUGACCAACGGACCAAAGAUGUGGAACGGGGCGAAGGGAAGCGGGUUCGGCAUCGACAUCAUCACAGACGUCCACUAUACAGACGACUUAUUAGUUACAUAAGGAAUGCUUGGACGGCUGGUGUUAAUUUUUCAUCGUCAAACGAUUCCGAAUUAGAGGAAUUAGAGACACCAAUACGUUAUCGUCCGGAUUCACUAAGUGCCCUAUGCCGAACAACACGUUUCUCCGAAGCUGAAAUAAAACGAAUUUAUCGCGGUUUCAAGGCUGAAUGUCCCACUGGCGUUGUAAAAGAAGACACAUUCAAACUUAUCUAUUCGCAGUUUUUCCCUCAGGGAGGAGAUACAACAGGAGCAAACACCGGACUAUAUGCACAUUACGUGUUUAACACAUUAGACCAAGAUCGUAGCGGUAUUGUUAGCUUUGAGGAAUUCGUUCAAGGCCUGUCAAUACUUUCGAGAGGUUCAAUGGACGAGAAAUUACAGUGGACAUUUUCAUUAUAUGAUAUAAAUGGUGAUGGUUACAUAACUAGAGAUGAAAUGACUGAUAUUGUCACGGCCAUAUAUGAACUGAUGGGACGGCAUCCGGAUAGCACGGGACCGGAAGAGGAGAAAAUCAAGGACAAAGUAGAGAAAAUAUUUCAGAAAAUGGACGUUAACCGUGAUGGCGUUGUAACAUUAGACGAAUUCCUAGAUUGUUGUCGAAACGAUGAUGCUAUUUCACGAUCGAUGGCUGUAUUUGAUACGUCCUUCUGACAUGAUGUACCAAAUGCAGGCGCACCAAAUCCAACCAAUCAAACCAAACCACUUAAGUCACCUGCAUUAGAUCAACGACACCGAAACCAUCAACAUCAACAUAGACACCAUCAGAAUCAUCGCAAUUUACACGAUAAUCGCAGCACACAAAAUGGCCAUCAUCACCAUCAUCAUCAUCAUCAUCAUUCGAAUGGUCGUCAUUAUCGAGACAACAAUAGCAGCCAUCAUCCAUCGACCAGCAAUAAUAGUUCGGUUUUGCACCUCAGCCAUUCGGUAAGUACACAACAAGAAUCGCCAGAUCCUUCCUUAGUCAAAGUUAAGUCUUGGUAUACUGUGGCGAAACAGGGUGUCUCUUGCUAAAUAAGUAUAUUCGUGUCAGGAAUUGAGAUGGGAAAUAAUAUAAAGAAACUUUGAUAGUUAGCGCACUUACAAGUGAAACCAACUCUUGGGCUUUAAUUGAUGAAUAAAACAAAAGGAAAAUAUUAACGAAAAACAUGAAAAAUUAUAUGAAUAAACCAAAGUUAAAAAAAAAUUAAAUGAAACCAAAACAAAGGGAUGAAAUAAAUAUAUUUUCAAUGUUGAUGUUGAUGAUCUAUAUAUAAUAAUAAAAAAGAUGAAAAAAAUUCAGAAAAUUGAAACUUAUGAUUGUAGUUAUAGAUGAACAGAUAUUUAUAUUAGAUAAAAGAAAUAUUAUUGGAAUUACAGAGCAGAUAAAUAUAUCUUAUAUAUAUAUUGACGAUGUGUUUUAUGCGUGUAAAUAAAAUUAAAACAAAAAAUAAUUAUAGAAAAUUUUCUCCAUAUUGGAUCUAUUUUGGAACUUAAAAUAUUCAAAUUUCAAUGGAAAAUGUUUUUGAAAUGACAUCGGCAUAUUGUAUAAUAUAAAACAAUAUGCAAAAACAACACCUGAAAAGCUCUUCCACCCGCAUCGAACAUGAAACAUUGAUAAUUUAUCAAUGUUGCUGCUUUAAGAUAUUUAUAACCACACCAUAUCCACACAUUGACAACACACACCAAAGAUGCAAAAAUUAAUGUAUUCUAAUUAAUCAUUCUGUACGACUUGAACGUAAUAUAUCUAACAUCGAAGGUGUACCAGAUAUUCCAAUGACAUAACGAUUUUUGACAAUUUCUUAACAUAGCCUCUGAUCCCGAUUUUGUACAUUGCGCUGGAUUAUCUUAUGUUUUAAGGGAUUAACGGAUUUAACAUUCUGUUAUAAAUAUCGCUUUAAGGUCUUAAUGGCACAUCGCCUUCAGUGGUCUAAUGGAUUUUCAUAUUUAAUUUUACAGACCUGGGGUUUCUUAUUUGCUAGUUUGUGGAUAAAAUUGUGUACACACCUCGGGAAAGAAAUGAAGAGGCAAGUUUACGUGUGAUUAUUCACAAUAAUCACACGUAAACUUGACUUUUGAGCUUUCUAUCUCAAUAUAAGUAACCUUAUUUAAGAUGACUAUGGACUAGAAUUUUCGUGAGAGUGAAAAUGAGUCUUUAUAUUUUUACUUCGAGUUAUAUAACAUGUUGAGAGCAGAAGUGAGCCAGUUAUCCGAAAAACUGGAAUUUUUGGUUCGGUUUUUCGGUAAGACAAUAUGAAUGAAGCCAGAGUCGUCAAAAUUGAUUGAUUUGAUAAUAAACUCACCGAAAAUUAGUAAACGGGGCAAUUGUAUACGAAUUGUACUGAAAUCAGAAAAUCUCUCGAACAUGAUUUCUCACACAAAUUGUAUAUUAUUGCUCCGUUUACUGAUUUUCGGUGAGUCUAUAAUCAAAUCAAUCAAUUUAGACGAGUCUGGCUUCAUUCAUAUUUUUUUACCGGAAAACCGGAAUAUUCGGUUUAAUCUAAAUAUUCGGAUAUUCGGAUAUUCGGAUAACCGGCUCAUCUCUGGUUGAGACCGUCGAAAGUAGUGUUUGAGACAUGAAAAGUACGGGUUUCGACGCAUACAGUAUGUAUUACUUCAUCACCUUUUCUAUAAUGAGAGAACACCGGCCUGCUUCUGUCGAAAAAAGAUUAUUAAAUAGUUUACGACAAGAUCCCUGUAGCCUAAUGAAAUCUAUUUUAUGCAAACUGUAAAAUGGUUGAAAUAAAACUUAAAUCACUGCUACGGACAGGCACCACCACUUCAUUUAGUAGUUGAAUACGGGAAAACAUACAAUCAAUCUUUUACCAUGAUCAAUUUAUUAUCAUUCCUUAACCUAGAGGGUGUGGGACACAAUUGACAAAUUAGAUGAGCUCAUUCAGUAUGUGCAAUAAUAUUGAUAGGGAGCACAACAUUCGAGCCCCUUAAUU